CGGUGCUCUCCGACUUCCUUCGACUUCCGCGAGCGCGCAGCCAACAAGAGAGUGGAGUGGGGUUCCUCGAUCGAGACCGACAGCUAGCCGGCGCGGAGGCUUCCGGCGGCAAGUCCAAAAGUCUUGCUCGUUUCCGAGAUUCCCCCUUCUUCUAGAACUUGCCGUUGAAACGCAGAAGACGGCGAGAAAACCUCCGUGUGAAAAGGGGAGAAACGUCGCGGAACUUGACUUUCUUUUCUGGAGACUCCCCAUGGGGGAACGCUCCGGGCACGGAGAGCGGGCACCGACUUUCGAAAGGCUUCCGAUCGGCGCCGAGAUCUUCCUGGUCGCUUUUCCUGCCUUUCUUUUUCGUUUCCAAGUAUUUCGUGCUUCUUCGCGCGAAGGGCGUCGCGCGCGCCCUCCACCCGACCUCCUUCUUGUCCACUCUUCUUGCGGUGGGCGCGCAGACUUCCACGCGCGAGUGCCAGGCAGCUUGACCCCGCGCCUGUCGUCCUCGUGACUCGACAACCACAGACGCGUUUCUUUGUCGCUUGCCGACAUCUGGAUCUCGAGCCGUUCGGCGUUGCGUCUGCUCUCCCGGUGCGCAGAUGCAGUCUCUCUGCGCGAGACAGAACUCGACGCGAGGACUAGCGACGCUGCAGGCGCCGCGGACAUGGACACCCGCCUCUUUUUUCUGUUGCUUUUUCGACGCUGCUGCACCAAUCUGGGCCUUCCUCCACUUUCCUCGCUGAGUGCCAAGCUCUCCUGUUCUUUGUGAAGCUUCUCACGCCAUUCCCCAGUUCAUCCUCCUCGUGGUUCAUCAAGGAACGUUUUUCGCCCCCUCGGCACUGACCUUCGUCCUUCAUCUGUUUCGACUGCGUCAACAAGAAGACCUCGACGUUUGGUCCUUCUUCGUCAGGCCUUGCUGAGGUCCUCCCAGGAUCGGUACCCUUCUUCGCUUCUCCUUCUCUUCGUCCUCUCUCGCCUCUUCUUCCUCUCCUUGUUCCCGCUCCUUCCUUUCCCCUCUCCUUCUCUGCUCGUCCUUCUCCCUCUCUGCCGCCAGGAUGUCGUCGAAAGGUGGAUCUUCUCGGCUCGGCAGCAAGGACCUGAAGAAGAUGACUUCUCGUACAGAGCGCGAACUGCGCGACUCCGGACGAGUGCGUGGCGAGGUGGAGCGAGUGGAGAAGCGACUUCGAGCGACAGCGAAGGUGAAGGAGCAGCCCCCAACAGGAGACUACAAACGGCGCGCCCUCGCCUCUCCUGGAGAAACAGCCGCGCCGACGUUUCUCGUCGACAGCCGAGGAAUUCCAAGAAAGACUUCUUCGACUGCGCCUCGCAAGGCUACUUUACGUCCUGCGUCGUCUUCGCCGCGUCUUGCUUCCUCUUCGAGGCCUACAGAGUCGACUUUGCCCUCUUCUUCUUCUCGGGCGUUACAGGGAGCUUCUUCUUCGUCUUCUUCGCGCCCCCGGCGCCUUCACGAGUCUGCCUCUGGAAGAGGGGGAAGCGGAGGAUCAGCCGGCGAACUGAGACAGGAGAAGAAAAGGUUGCCCGAGCUCGAGGCCGCGGAGGCGGCGCCCGCCUCCUGCGUCGUGGAACUCCGCGAUGUGACUGCGAGAAAGGGACGCACGUCCCCCGCAACGCCUCCAGAGACUGCAGGCUCGAGUGUCUGCGGCCAAGGCAGCCAUGCGAGAACGGCGGAGAAGCUCGAAGAGGGAACAGCUUCACACAGAGACGGCUCUCGACGCGGGAGCGUGGAUGCGGAGACUUGGGCGACGCCGGGCGACGGGAGUUCCUCACACGAGUUCGAGUCUUCGCCACAACGCGAAGAGCGCAUGCAGCCGCAGGAGACCGGACGCCGAGAGCUCUCUUCAGAGCCGCGCUCCGGAGACUUGACGAAGAACGGAGGGGACGGCGGACCGCGCAGACACUCAUGCGCGUGGAGGAAGUGGAGAGAGCACAUGAUACAAUCGUUCGAUAUCACCACCCACCCUUUUCCUCCACGCGGAGACGGUUCCCCGAGAAGGGGGAAGUUUCUCAUGAUCUUCCUGACCUCCUCCGUCCUCUUCUUCGUUUUCCUUCAAGAACUCGUGUUGAAUGUGACGACAUUCAACGGCAGGUGCAUGUCGCCGGUGCUGUACCCCUCGCACGACGCGCCUGAGUCGGAGCGGACGCCUCGAGUCAUCAGCUUUGGGUACGGCGCCUGCGAGCACAAUCUCGGUGUGUCUCUGUUCCGGAGAGAGGAGACGAAGAAGGAUCCGAGAGGCCGGUGGACGCCAGGGCCGCUGACGGAACGGUGCGCCUCGGGGCGCUGCGCCAGCGACGAUGGCUGGCCUUCUGACCUCGUUCAGCGAGGACGCGCGCAGCGCUCGCCUGCCGCGUUCGACUCUCCGAACCCUCGCGUCUUCAGUUCUCUCGGCGCUCUGGACACCAACAAAGUUCGGAACUACGGCGAGAUGUUUCGCGUCGUUUGGGGGAUGUUUCUCCACGGCGGCUGGAUGCACCUGCUGCUCAACGUAUCGUGUCAAGCUCAGACCCUCUGGAUCCUGGAACCUGCCUGGGGAUUUUUGCGAACGCUCUCGCUUUGGAUCGUCGGCGGCGUUUCUGGAAGUCUUCUGAGCGCCGUGGCGAAUCCUUGCACCGUCACAGUCGGAUCGUCUGGCGCCUUCUACGGCCUCCUUGGAGCCCUCGUGCCGUUCUCCAUCGAGUACUGGGAUCACAUCGCCAGCCCUGCCUGGUUCCUUUUCUGCGUCUCAGUCCUCGUGAUGGUCGCGCAGUUCGGAAACAUGGUUGGAGUCCAAGGAGUUGACAACAAUGCCCAUUUGGGUGGACUGAUUGGCGGCCUUCUCUUCGGCUUCGCCACCAUUCGCUCCGUUCAUGCGUUCCGGUGGCAAGGUGUGGCGGAGCGCAUGGCCUCGUCCACGCUAUUCUGGUGGAUGUUUCCCGCAGAGAAAAGGCGCUCUCUUCGAGAGGACAAUCUCCAGAGAGUGGCUCGUGAAAGGGAAGAACGGUCAUCUGGGCGCAUUCCUCCGCCGAAAUUCGUUUGGAAGUUCCGCGGUCACGAGCGCGAGUGGUGCGUCCGGUUCGCAGCAGCUGUGGGCCUGGUCACCUUCUGGUCGGUGUUGUGGCUGUAUUUGCUGGUUCCGUCGUACUACGAGUCUCUGAGUUCGCCGCCGGGCAACUUUUCUUUUUUGGGAUCCACCGGCUGUCACUGCUGUCGAGUCCAGCCGUUCCCUGGAGAAGAAGACAAGCUUCCGGCGUUCCAUCCAGUCCGUGUGAACAGAGGACUCUUCUGGUGUUUCGUCUCCGAGGGAGUGGCGAACCUUUUCUGCGGACGAAGCUCUGCGCUGAACCGCGGCGCAGAUGUCUACGGACAAACGCGUCAAUUCGAGGAAGCGCUGGGCGACCUCCCGAGCGCCCGAGCCGGCGAGGCUCCCCUCCGAAUCGCGAAGGAAGAAGGCGAGAGCGCGAGCGUAUGGCAGCGCCUAGUGAAGUCGGCAAAGAAAACGUACAACGCAGUUCUGGGCAACACCACGACGCCCGCAGCUCCUUCUGCGGCCGAGCUGGCACAGCAGACGAGGGCAGGCCAAUAAGCGCGGCGAAGCAGAGAACAGAAGCGCUUCGAAGAGUCUGCGUCGACGAAAGAAUGUCCGACAGUAAAGAAGAAGGAGAGACAUCUGCGUCGAGACUCUGCUCACCUGAGCGUGCGUGCAAGAAGAAGGAAGGCCAUACACACCGCGAAACGAUGACGCAGGGGGCUCACAUGGUCAAAGGAGAAAAAAGCGAAGAGAGCGCGCCAGCGACGCUCCAUUUGAAAGAACGUUCAGUGGCCAAAAAGGAAUUCAGGAUGUUGCAUCUCUUUCCUGAAGUUCUUCCGAGCAAAGUCCGUCCAGUCUCGAACGUCCUGCUUAGGUCGUUUUUUGCGAGCAUGCAUGCACCGCAUCUUCCAGGAGGCGGUGGAGAGCCGAGGUGUGGCGACAGAGAACGGCGUGCAGUUCCUGUCAAUAUCGGCGGUCGGCUAUUCGACGCCAGACGGUUUCGCGACUUCACCCGCAUCGUCUCUCCCUUUUUAAAUGCAUGCAGGUUCUCUUCUGCAGGUUUCAAUGCGCCGCGUUUCGUCACAAGUCGCGAGUCAGACUCGCCUAGGGAAGAAAUGCAGUUGGUUUUCUCGCGCGAGGCGCAGGAGGUCCGUUUUAUUUUGUGUCUCUUUUUGCUAGAGACUCGGCGAAGAGUGUUCGCCGAUGGUCGACAAGUUCGACAAGUUGUCGAGUUCUCCCGAUAAUAGGCUUUGUCUGUGCCUUCUGUUUUUCCGCCAUGCAUGCAACAAAGGACCCGACAACGCUUGUCAAUGCGACAUGAGCUGGCCGAAUCUUGCGGUGGAGACAGAAACAUGCAGCGACUCCCCAUCGAUACUCCCAACAGAGGGGGAGGAGAGAAUGGAAGGAAAGGAACAAAAACGAGACAGACAGAGGAAGGAAGCAGAGAAAACGAGGAAGGAAAUCGGGAACAGUCACGGCACACAGCCAGUGCAGUGGAGCAGAAAAAGGAGCAAGAAGAGAACGUAGUGGAGAGACAAAGGAACUGAGAAAGAGGCAGGGACAAGAGCGUCACAGAAAUUCUGUUUUAAGAGCUAGACAGCCGAGCAAAGCUAGCGAGCACCGCGAC
Messenger RNA from Toxoplasma gondii ME49, 4641 nucleotides. It is a transcript of the gene ROM5, whose product is annotated as rhomboid protease ROM5. Gene Ontology annotation, biological process: proteolysis. NCBI's taxonomy places the organism in Eukaryota, Apicomplexa, Conoidasida, Eucoccidiorida, Sarcocystidae. Gene Ontology annotation, cellular component: membrane. The coding region runs from base 1044 to 3569 and encodes 841 amino acids. Gene Ontology annotation, molecular function: serine-type endopeptidase activity. The record is from RefSeq and is a predicted model, not a curated record. The transcript is spliced from 11 exons.